Molecule: messenger RNA, 309 nt
Organism: Aspergillus alliaceus
Lineage: Eukaryota; Fungi; Ascomycota; Eurotiomycetes; Eurotiales; Aspergillaceae
Product: acylphosphatase
Exons: 5
Coding region: 1-309 (102 amino acids)
Molecular function (GO): acylphosphatase activity
Source: RefSeq, a predicted model, not a curated record
AUGUCUGUUCAACGGAUAGCGUUCAAGGUCCAUGGUACCGUUCAAGGCGUCGGUUUCCGCGACUUUACACAGAAACGUGCAGCCGAGUUCGAACUGAAAGGCUGGGUAAAGAAUACCCAUUGUGGACGGGUUGAAGGGGAAGCCCAAGGAACUCCAGAGUCGAUCCAAAAGUUGCUCAAGGAAAUCAACAACGGGCCACGACUGGCGCAUGUUGUUAAAGUGGAGAAGAGAGAUCUUGCCGUGCAGGAUGGUGAGACCCAUUUCGGUGUUAAGCGGACCUCUGAGUCGGCUUUUGAUGCUACGAAGUAA